AUGUCAACUACAAAAAAUCUUAUUCGAUCAGGACAUUUAAGCGAAUAUGAUGAUGUGUUUAAUGAAUGGAUUCGAGAGGGAAUUAUCAAAAUUGUAAAUGAAGAUAAGAAUAAAGGACAUUAUUUACCUCAUCAUCCUGUAAUAAAGACUGGAGAUACAACUACAAAGAUUCGCCCUGUUUUCGAUGUCUCAGCAAAAGACUCUAAAGCAAAUUGCUUGAAUAAUUGCUUAGAAAAGGGUCCAAAUUUAUUAGAAUUAGUACCAAAAUUGAUAAUGCAAUUUCGCAAAAAUGCUAUUGGAAUAACAUCAGAUAUUAAAAAGGCCUUCUUACAAAUCAGUUUGAACCCAAAGGAUAGAGAUUAUUUUAAGUUUUUAUGGUGGAAAGAUUUUUCAAGAAGAGAGGAAUUGAUCACCCUGAGACAUUGUCGAGUGGUAUUUGGUGCUUCUCCUAGUCCAUUUUUACUUGAGGCGACGAUAGCUCAUCAUCUAGAGAAUGUCUCAGAUGGAAGGAAGGAAACAGCUCGUCAACUUCAAAAAUCCUUUUAUGUAGAUAACUGCAUAACUAGUUUAGAAACUAGAGAAGAGGCAGCCAAAUUUAUUUCUGAAGCUAAAGAACUAAUGUCUGCAGCCAAAUUUGAUUUGCGAGGUUGGAUUACUUCUGCAGAAAUUGUAGAAGAAACAAAAAAGAGAUAUAUUCCAAUACUAGGACUUUCCUGGGAUACUGAAAAUGAUGAACUUUCUUGUAACAGUGCUAUUAAAAUUUCAGAAGAAAAUAUAACCAAACGAACAUUAUUAUCUAUUGCUCAACGAAUUUACGACCCAAUAGGAUUUACAAGUCCAACUACUCUAAUUCCAAAGAUCAUUCUACAAAAAACAUGGAAAAGAAAAAUUAAUUGGGAUGAUGUGCUUCCACCAGAUAUAUGUAAUGAAUUUUUAGCCUGGUACAAACAUAUAAAUCUGCUAAAAGAUUGCAAAAUUCCAAGAAGACUCAUUUCAAAUCCCUUUAAAGAUUGUCAGAUAAGUCUUCACUGUUUCAGUGACGCCAGUGAAGCCUCUUAUGCUGCAUGUAUUUUUUUACGUGCUGAAUAUAACGGGAAAGUUUCAGUGGCAAGUAAGUCAAGAGUGUCACCAACAAAGGAAAUUACAAUUCCUCGAUUAGAACUGUUGGGAGCUCUUAUAUUAUCCCGAUUAUAUUGCCAAGUGACAGAUGGACUUGAGGUAAAUUUUAAUGAAGUAUACUUUUGGACUGACUCGACUGUUGUCUUAACUUGGAUUAAACGGGAUAGUUCUUGGAAUACAUUUGUAAGAAAUAGGAUAACUGAAAUAAGAAAAUAUACCAAUUCUGAUAACUGGCAUUUCGUGCCAGGUCAUAUGAAUCCAGCAGACCUUCCUUCAAGAGGCUGUGAUGCAAAGAUUUUAUUGAAGAGCAAGUGGUGGGAAGGUCCAGAAUGGUUAUCAAAGUCACAAGAAUACUGGCCUUUGAAUGAAAAACAAAUUAUUGAUGAAAAUUUAGUUGAAUCAGAGAAAAGGGAAACAAUAGUCAGUAAUGUGGAGCAUGAAUCAGUUAACUUUACUGACCAUCUACUUUAUUUCUCGAAAUAUACAAAGAUUUUAAGAAUGUUGACUUGGAUACUACGUUUAAUUAAAAACUGUCGUCUUAAAGAAAAAUGUAAGGAAACCGAACUAACCUAUGAAGAAGUCCAAUCAACUGAAAACUGUUUGCUAAAGCUAAUUCAAAAGGAAAGUUUUGCAGGAAGCAAGAUGAAAGCAUUGAAAAAUAUGCAAACUUUCAAAGACGAUUCCGACAUUCUUAAAGUUAGAACUAAGCUCAUACUGGGAGAUGAAGAAGAGAAUUUUAAGUACCCUAUAUUGUUGCCAGGUAACCAUGAAAUAAUUCGUCGAUUGAUACACCAGAAACAUUGUGAGUUGCAGCAUGCCGGACUUCGAACUCUCAUUUCCAAUUUGAGGGAAAAUUACUGGAUUAUUUCUGUCAAUAAAAUAGCAAAACAAGUAAGCUCUCAUUGUAUUACUUGCAAAAGAUUUAAAGCCAAACCUACGGAGCCACCUUUAGCACCUCUUCCUAAAAAUAGAAUAAAAGUUGCUGCAGCAUUUGAAGUCACAGGGAUUGAUUUGGCAGGCCCAUUGUUUUUGCGUUCUGGAGAAAAUACAUGGAUUGUCCUUUUUACCUGUGUUAUUUAUAGGGCUGUUCAUCUUGAGUUAGUCAAUUCCUUGUCCACGGAUGCCUUUAUAAUGGCUUUAAGAAGAUUUUUUGCUAGGAGAGGUCGAGUUAAUAUAAUCUACACUGAUAACGGCACCAACUUCGUUGGUUCAAGUAAUGCCUUGAAAAAUCUAGAUUGGGAGAAGAUCAUGUCGUUUUCCACUAUCAAGAAAAUUAAAUGGAAUUUCAACCCUCCAACUGCUGCAUGGUGGGGUGGAUGGUGGGAGCGGAUGAUUCGCAUGCUAAAAGAAAUGCUAAGGAGAAUUUUGGGCCGAAAGAGUAUUGAUUAUGAAGAAUUGGAAACUCUUAUAUGUGACUGUGAAGCUACAAUAAAUUCCAGGCCUCUCACAUAUAUUGAAGAUAAUUCAGAAGGUCUAAGGCCAUUGACACCUGCUUGUUUCUUGCAAGGCAUUCCCAGUAGUGAUACAACUGAUUUAGACGAAAUCGACAGUAAAAGCCUAAAUAGAAGAUUACGUUUUAUUCAAAAACUACGGCAUGAUUUAAGAAUGAGAUUUCGCAACGAAUACUUAGCAAUGUUAGUGCAUAAAGGUCGUCACACCCGAGAUGAAUCUUUGAAUGUUGGAGACAUAAUUCUCCUUGAAACUGAUGGAAAACGCCUUCACUGGCCCUUAGGAAUUGUAACUGAUGUCCUCCCUGGAGCAGAUGGACAUUCAAGAGUCGCCAGAGUAAGAACAGCUCAAGGGAAAAAAUUAAGACCAUUCCAGAGACUUUAUUCCUUGGAAAUCAGAAGUUCUGAAAAAUUUCCAUUCAUUGCUCAGCAAAAGGAUAAAGACACAAACACUCAACUUCCUGCAACUCCAGCUGUUUCAGAUCAAGAUUCCAGUGAAGAUGAUGAUUAUAUAACCAAAGUAACUCCUGAUGUUGUCACUAAAGCUGGACGGCGUAUUAAAAUUCCCAAUAGACUCGAUUUAUAA
This is a messenger RNA of Argiope bruennichi, 3153 nucleotides long. RefSeq lists its product as uncharacterized. Gene Ontology annotation, molecular function: nucleic acid binding. The record is from RefSeq and is a predicted model, not a curated record. Gene Ontology annotation, biological process: DNA integration. The transcript has a single exon. NCBI's taxonomy places the organism in Eukaryota, Metazoa, Arthropoda, Arachnida, Araneae, Araneidae. The coding region runs from base 1 to 3153 and encodes 1050 amino acids.